Hydractinia symbiolongicarpus is the source of this 1624-nucleotide messenger RNA. Its product is annotated as contactin-4-like. Gene Ontology annotation, cellular component: axon; plasma membrane. Bases 78 to 1271 code for a protein of 397 amino acids. Gene Ontology annotation, biological process: dendrite self-avoidance; axon guidance; homophilic cell-cell adhesion. NCBI's taxonomy places the organism in Eukaryota, Metazoa, Cnidaria, Hydrozoa, Anthoathecata, Hydractiniidae. Gene Ontology annotation, molecular function: cell-cell adhesion mediator activity. The record is from RefSeq and is a predicted model, not a curated record. The transcript is spliced from 5 exons.
CUACGAUGGAGCGCUAAAUAAAAUGGAAAUUGAUUGCAGUUGUGAAAUUGAGUUAUUUACGAUACCUUGCAAUCAAGAUGGACGUCUGGAUUUUUUGCUUGUUCUGCGCUAUAUUUUUGUGCGUGAAUUUGUAUGCUGACGCUGCGAAAUAUGUCAGGAAGGAGAACACUGUACAAAAGAAAAAACUGCAACAGUCCUCAAAUCCGUCGUUUCGCAAGCCGAAAUUCAUGAGGUACAUCAGUGAAAAACGUCAUAAUCCUGGUAGUGACGUUAUUUUACCAUGUAUGUCGUCCGGCAUACGUCCCAUAAUAUAUACUUGGAAAUUGAAUGGAGAAGUGAUAGAGAAGCGGCACAGGAUAAAAUUUGCGCAUAAAAAGUCCAUGUUGAAAAUCAAACGAAUUCGCAAUGCAGACGUUGGAACGUACACCUGCAUAGCUUCGAACGCUUAUGGAAAUUUAACUUUCGAUUUUGACAUUAAAAUGACAGAAAAAAAAAAGGAACCGGUCCUUUACGACUACAGUAUGAUGGUUCGUAGACACAUCUCAAUUCGGCUCAUGUCCCAAUCUGUCAGAUUCCAAUGUCAUGCUGAGGCAGAAAAAAACGUACAUUACAUUUGGUUGAAAAACGGAAAACCCUUUAGACACAUCAAGCCUAAAGCUCAGUCGGGGGAACCCUCGGAUAUGUCCAACGAUGGCGAGAACGCUGGCGAUUUGGUUUUAAAUAACUUGAAAGUAAACGACGGUGGUAAAUAUACCUGCGUGGCUUUUAAUCAGUAUGGGAAUGUUUCUUUCACCUACGAACUCAGGAUUUUGCGGAAGUUGAGUGGGGGUCCGCCUAAGGUGAUUCCAUACACCCGGCCACAAAUACAACACGCAAGUGUCGGAGAAAAUGUCACGCUCGAUUGUCUGGAGAUCAUAUCAGUAACCAUCCCAGAUGUACGCUGGUUCCAUCUUUACAAUACUCAAGAUCGAUCAGUCUUACCCGAUAUUCCGGAAUAUAUGAACUGGGAUAGCCUUGAUAACGAUAUCUACAAAUCCGAAUAUAUCGAUGCUACUCAAUACUCAUCGUUUAAGAUACGCUCAUUGAAUAAUAAGCCAAAAAACGAGUAUCUAUUCGAUGACACGGACCCCUCGGGAUUAAGAUUGAAUCUGAGAAACGUUAGCACGGCUGACACUGGAGCAUACUCUUGUUACGUUUCAAACUUCGAGGGGAGCGACUUUGCAACAUUCUUUCUUAUCGUAUCAGGCGGAGACUCGAACUCUUCAGUUUAAACUGACUUAAAGUUCGAGAAAAGAGAACAAUAAUGACGCGGAUAUUAUAAUGUGUGGACAUACCGCAAAAGAUGUAAUUAUAUGCUUUAAAAAGAAAAGAAAGAAAAUAAAAUGUAUAUAUAGCAAUGAUCCACAGAACUUUACGACUGUAAAUGAUUGCUUUCUUCGCUUAUUUCUCUUUUGUUUAACGCAGACUUUUAUGUAGAUAAGAUCAAAAUAACUUGUAAAUUCCAAUUUUCCGUAUUGUGUAGUGAAACACAAGGACGUUCGCGACCGAAUGUGAAGGUUCGUUUAUUUUUGACAACUAAAUAUUUUAAAUUAAAAGUUUUUUAAGAAUAUAUUAUAUAUGCAUA